Molecule: messenger RNA, 2863 nt
Organism: Cyclopterus lumpus (lumpfish)
Lineage: Eukaryota; Metazoa; Chordata; Actinopteri; Perciformes; Cyclopteridae
Product: ETS translocation variant 5-like
Exons: 13
Coding region: 124-1614 (496 amino acids)
Biological process (GO): regulation of transcription by RNA polymerase II; cell differentiation
Cellular component (GO): nucleus
Molecular function (GO): DNA-binding transcription factor activity, RNA polymerase II-specific; sequence-specific DNA binding
Source: RefSeq, a predicted model, not a curated record
AAAAAAAAAAAAAUCCACAGGCGAGUUUUUUUUUUUCUUCUUUCGAGGAGCUUUCAAGGGAUGUAGGGGAGGACGUCUGCGUUUCCAAGAAACUUCACUUCCCAAAGUGAAGACUCCUCCGACAUGGACGGCUUUUAUGACCAGCAGGUCCCCUUUGUAGUCCCCGAGAGUAAAUGUCACGUGGAGGGAGCGGAGCGAUGUCUCAGCGACCGCAAAAGGAAGUUCAUGGACACGGAGCUGGCUCAGGACACAGAAGAGCUCUUCCAAGACCUGCUCCAGCUCCAGGAAAUAUGGAUCGCAGAAGCUCAGGUCCCCGAUGACGAGCAGUUUGUCCCGGAUUUCCAGUCCAAUAAAUUGAUGUUUCACGGACCGCCCGUCAGCAAAGUGAAGAGGGAGUGCAGUCCGUCUAAAGACCCGUCCCCCUGCAGAACGCCCCACGCUGACAUGUGCCUUUACAACUACAGUUCCUGUGACAACAAGUCAGCUGGGCUCAAAGCUCCGGCACACUGUGGCUCCUCCCAUCCUGCAGGACCUCCACCCGUACAGAGGCAGUUACACCCUUCUGCCCCCCAGCUGACCAACAACUGCCCCCCGAGCCACGCUCUCGCCCAAAGCCCCUCCCACCACCACAACCUCCCGCCGGCCAACCGAAGCCAGCAGUUUGCUUUGCCGCGCCCCCCCGCCGGCUGCCCCGGUUCAUCCUUCACCACGGAACAAAGGUUUCAGAGGCAGCGGUCGGAGCCCUGCUUGCCUUUCCUCCCCGCGGAGAAACCGACGAACGGGUACCCGUCAUCGAGCCGCGACGGGCGACCGCAGUACCAGCGCCACCUCUCGGAGCCCCUGGUCCCCCAAGGCCCCCGGGGUUUCAAACAGGAGCUGGUGGAUCCGCGAUACCCAGAGGCGGGGCCCUCGGGUCCAGGUCUGGCCCGGGCCCCGAACGCUUUCAACCACGUCACAAUCAAACAGGAGCCGAGAGACUUUGGCUUCGACUCAGAGGUUCAAACCUGCCAGUCGUCAUUUGGGAAGUCGUCCGUCUUGUACCAGAAUAACGGCGUCGGUCUCGGCCAUGACAGAGAGCCCCAUUUGUACUACGACGACACUUGUGUUGUGCCAGAGCGACUGGAAGGGAAGGUGAAGCAGGAGGGUUUGCCGUAUCAGCGCCGCGGCUCCAUGCAGCUCUGGCAGUUCCUGCUCACGCUGCUGGACAACCCGGCCAACGCACACCUGAUCGUGUGGACGGGACGCAACAUGGAGUUCAAACUCGUCGACCCAGAGGAGGUGGCUCGGCUCUGGGGGCUCCAGAAGAAUCGUCCGGCGAUGAACUACGACAAGCUGAGCCGCUCCCUGAGGUACUACUACGAGAAGGGCAUCAUGCAGAAGGUGGCUGGGGAACGGUACGUCUACAAGUUCGUGUGCAACCCCGAGGCGCUUUUCUCCCUGGCGUUCCCAGACAACCAGAGGCCGAGUCUGAAGGCCGACCCGGACGCCGCCAUGCCUCCCGGCGAGGAGGACGGCCUCCCCCCGCCCAGCUACGAGGAGGAGGGUCCGUACCUGGCCGAGGGAGGGGAGCAGUGCGUCCAGGGACUGGCGUUCCCUGACAGCUACCCGUACUAGGCUCCAGGAGGCGUGCGAUAUUCUACAGGAGGAACCUGAAUUACUGAGCAGUGUUGGAGAUCUUUCACUUGUACACCCGCGUAACGCAUGUCACAGGCAGGAAGAGUACGAAGGUAGAUGUGUCUUUAUUACGCAAACAAAAAAAUAUGUUUUUUAGAGCGAAUUUCUCGUUUGUGAGUAAAUGUAAUUGUUAGUUUUGCUUAUGAAACGGAGCGAAGGUUUUUUUUCAAUUAAAAGAAAGUUUCUCUCAAAACAUCUUUUUUUUGUUUACGUAAUAAAGACGCAUAUCUACCGUAACAGAAGAGUUUAUCAGAGAAUUAUUCCAUUGAAAGUGAACCUCUCUUUUAGCCAAAAUUAUGAGUUUGUUUGAACUCACUCCUGCAGAAAACAUGCAAUUUUGUUGUUCUGAUUGGGUUUUCCGUCGUUAUGUUGAGUUAGGGUCACUCUUUACAAAAAAAGUUGAUAUAAUUUGAGAUGCAGAAUAUUUUUUUAAACAAAAUUUCAAGAUACGGUUGAAAUCCUAUGAAAAAAUGAUUGUCAUAUAUUUUUAAAGUCCAUAUUUUGAGGACAUAAUAUGACUGGAAAAGGUCACAACAUUUAAGUUGACAUUAUAAUUCACUAGUUUAAGAAUAAAGUUAAACAAUUAUUUAUAAAUUUGUCAUAACAAUUGCAACUUAAUUCUCUUUCUCUCAAUAUAUAACAACUUUAUUUUCUCAAUAUUACAUGUUUAGGAUCACAGACGUUUCCCCGCCUGCCACGGUGACCCUACGACCUGCUCGGUUGUAGUUUUUGUAGCGCGACCAUCGCUGUAGUCCUCGCGUACGUGAACUCUGGGAUUUCAACCAAAAAGUAUCUUAAAACCACGCCCACUCCUUUACUAAUUAAAUUAGUUCCAAUUGUUCUUUUUUGGUCAACCUUAUACUGCUUGAAAGGGACACACUUGUAUUUUCCAGAUGUUAUAGUCCUCCUAUAAACAUGUAUAUUGAAAUGUCUUUUGUGUACUGGUUUCAAAGCUAAUAUUUUUGGCAUUAUAUGGACUUGUAAUUUUUUCCUAAACUGUUUUAUGACAAAGGUACUGCUACUAUUUUUCUGUAAUACUGCCACUAAGAUGCUAAUAAUAAGCAUGGACUUUCUUACAACCGGCUCACCAGUCAUUGUACGGAGAUAGUUUUCUGCAUUUUGUAUAGUUGAUUUGCUUCAAUGUGUAGAAAAGGUGUAUAAUUAUAUAUGAAUAUAUUUUUGCAAAAGG